Messenger RNA from Amoebophrya sp. A25, 8063 nucleotides. The record is from the annotation of a GenBank genome assembly. NCBI's taxonomy places the organism in Eukaryota, Dinophyceae, Syndiniales, Amoebophryaceae.
CCACAAAAACAAGUAGAUAGUUCAUCUGUUCCAUGAUAAAAAGAUCAAGCAUGAUAAUGAAAAUGAACAUGAUGCAGAGACGACGAGUUUACAACCUGCUCUUUUUCGUGGUUUUCCACGCUUUUCACCACUUGGCCAGCCACAUUGUUACUGCAACCCUCCCUUUGAAAUUCCGUGGCCUUCUCGAUACAGCAACGGCUGACGAGCCGGCUGUGGUCUUAUCGUCCCCUUCAGAGGAGGCCAGCGCAAUCGGAGUACUAGAAGAUGAAGAAGAGCUGGUGCUGACCGAAAAUGUGAUGGAUGUAGAGCUGCAUGAGGGGAACAAUAAGGGUGUUGUAGCUGCUCAUGGUGGUCAUGCAUCAUCAUCCUCACGACCAGGAGAUGCACUGCUGCGACCAGAUGAUGGUGAAUCAGGGCCAGCGCUGCAGGGGGAGGGUCAUCCUUUCUUCGCACAGCACGAUGGACACAACAGAAGUGAACCUUCAGCAUCUCCGUAUUCAACCUCAAGCUCGGCGUUGGUGGAAGAGAUUUCGUCAGCGCAUAUGCAGAUGGUUCCAGAUCAUGAAAAUGCAGGAAUGCAUUUGGGACCGUCUCCGAGAACGGAAAAAGAUUUUGAUGCUGUUGAUCCUAGGGAAGAUGCAGCAGAGGAGGAAAAUGGCAAUGGUCCUGCUUCUCGUGCAGAAGGUGGAGCAGAUGAGUUUCACUUCAUACUGAAAGAAAUUGGAGGGCAUGCACACGAACGGGUUCUUAGUAAUAAAGAUGGUACUAGUUGUACUAGUACUGGCACUCACCGUGGUGGAAGAACCAAAAACAACACGUGUGAGGAUGGAGUCGGAGCAGCAGAUCUUCAUAGUUAUAGAAGAACGAGGACCCAUAGUGAAGAUAGUACAGGUACUACUAGAAGGAGCAGAGAUAAUGCUGAUAAAGAAAAAAUAGGAGAUACAACUGGAACAAGUGAACAACAAGUAGAAGUAGUCCAUACGGACUCUGAUGUGAUCGUUGAGGACGACAACCACAACUACAAGGACAGUACAAGUGAACAAAAUGAAGAAGAAGAAGAAGAAGAAGAUGCUGAAGAUAUUACCCCAAAGAGUCAAAGUUGGGAACUACCUGUUCAAGAACUUGAUGUAAUCCAAGAAGCCGAUGCUGGAGGAGUUGGGCACGAUGUGAAAAUACAGCUUGGACCAAGAGAGACUCCGUCUGGUGAUAUGCAGAUGACUCAAGCCGAACAAGAACCUAGCCCUAGAACAAGUACGUGGUCUCAUUUUCAGAAGGUACAAGCAGAAGACAGAGAUGCUGGCUUCCAAGAGGUAAUACCGAAAGAAGCUCUGUCGUCCCCAUCUCCGGAUGAGUCUUCGAAUGACAUGGAUCUGGAAGAUUUUGAAGCUCCUUCAAGCACACAAGAUGCGAACGUUGAAGAGCGCCAACCUAGUCCAAGUCCUGAAGAUUGUGCUAUAGUUCAGUACUCUACAACACAUCAUGAAGUCUGUGUCUAUUGCAGAGUAGAACCUGCGCAGGAGCAUGACUGUCAAGACCUUUCACCUUGCUCUCCAAAAGCUUCUCAAGAAGGCGAACAUGAACAUGGAGUACAACAAGGUCCUAAUCUCGUGGAAGGCGAACUUCAACCACAAGAUGAUCCUAAUCUCGUUUCAUCUCCAUAUGAAAAUCUACUUCAAGAUCGCGGUGGUCAACAUGAUUCCUCAUCCAACGCCAGCACUUGCAACCCUCAACACCAGGGUCCUAGGAACCUGCGUGCUUGGGGCCAUGUCUCUUUUUCUUAAGGCUACCGCUCAAGCAUCCUCAGCAUCAUUCUCGGCCCUUUUUCUACUUGAAAAAAGGACUAAGUUUAAACUCAGGGAUGCCAACGCUGUAGCUCUAAUUUUCCAAUCUCAGAGAUGGAUGGGUUGGUCCUUCGACAUGGAAGGGACGAGUUACUGAAGAACCUGAAGAGGCAGCGCAAGCGCAACCUCCGCAAGUGCAAGAAGAUGGACAUGGAGUAGAAGAAGUACCAGAAGUAGCAACAUCAAUUUCAAUGUCAAGUUCUUGGAAUGAGAUAAGAACGCCCGGGAAUACUUUAUGUUGACACUUGAGAAGGUAUUGGGUAAGUAUCUUCUGAUUUUGAGAUGAUCCCUCAACGUCGUCCAUAACCGUAUUGAUUCCGUUCCGUCGUCUCAUCACGCUAUUUUCUUGUCUCCUUUUCUUAUAUAUGUACUUAUGCCCUCUUCUUUCAUACCCCGACAGCGCUUCCCAGCUCCUUCCCUCCGCAGAGCUGCAAGAGUACGACGUGAUACCUGAGGCGGAUCGUGGUGCUGUAAGUCUGACUCCAGUACCUGAGAUCCUGUUACGACUGAGGGAGCCUCAGACACGCAUAGACCGAUUCCAAAUGCGUGAGCUGAUGGACGAGCUCCAUUUACCAAACCUGAUAGAUUUCUACCUUCUGCACGCAGCAGACGGUCCACACAAUCGCGAAGUACAAUGGGCGAGCUGGAAACAGGAUUUGAAAGGUACAACUUCUAGACGAGAUGUGAAACCCGUGUCUCCUGCUGUUGGUGCCUAUUCGUUCCGACUUAGGCCAUUCUAUCAGACAGGUAUCUUCUAUGUGUUGAUGACCCUAUUAAUCCACGUGUAAAGAAACUACUUCUUGAACCUCUCAUUUCAUCAGAACAACUCCGCAUGGCUCUCGAACGCCACGGGCAGCAUCCACCAGCAACCACGAAACAGAAAGCUUGUAAAACUCGUCCUUGUCCUGGCACCAUCAUUUUCAUGCCCUUGAUGCUGUCCGUGACUGCCAGAGUACGACGUGUGUUGUCAGGCGCGACUGGAGACCACUGGGCUUGUUUAGGCAUCGACGUGAUCAAUCGCCGUAUCGAGUUCUUCGACAGUAAAGCUGAUUUCGCAGCUACGGAAAUCGAUGCCGGUGUAAAUCGAACCCAACUGGUAAAGGAGAUCCUGAAAUAUGCACGACAGAGUGAGGCUUUCCGGAGGCAGACGUUAGGUAGUAUGCGAAGUGAGCGAAGCUGUACGGAAGCUAGUGCUGUAGAUCACGCAGAACUUGGCGGCGUCGAGCAACCCAAGACUACUGGAGAAGGACGAGGACAACCAGCUUUAUGGCUCGUCUUUGCUACAUUUAUUUCUGUCUUAGGAUCAUGUUCGCCUUCUUCGUUUCCAUCAGUGAGUGCUCUUCUUCUUUCGUAGAGAAUCAUUUCGUCGGAACCGUGUAAGUCUUCCUCUUCGUCCACCUACAUCUGUAUUUAUAAUGAUGAAGCAGCCCCUUUUCCCAUCUUUCCCGCUUUCUAACGCCAGCCCUAGUACGCCUGCCGAGUGGUGACGGUUUUAGUGAUCUAACAAUGGGCUACGACAUGAUCCUACCGAAAAACGAAACCACACGGAUUUGUUUCUUGCCCUCAGAUUUGCCGCAAUAUGUAAGGGUAGGCUAAAGGUGCUCCUGUUAAUGCUGUUCGUUUUGCCUUUCUGAAGGAGGAAAGGCAUAACGAACGGGGUAAACGAACAGCAAAGGCCUACCUCAAAAAUAUCAAAACGUACAUGCUUUCUCUUUCACUGCAGGCGCAGGCGUUGGAGUAGCAGCUUGGCCUGGGUCUGGACUUGGAUCUGGGGCCAAAGAAGAGAAGAACGAAACAAAUAAAAAAGUUAUGGAAGUGUGCGUAAAUCUGUCAACGUCUCAGACAAGCGUUGAGUGUCUAACAGAGUUUCAAGGCAGGGAGCAAGAUGACGGUGCUCGUACUUGUAAAGUAGAUGUAGAAAGACCUGCGCUGCAACAAGAUGAUGACCAAGACUUCAUCUCUGAAGAAGGGUAUAAUAUCACGACCACGUCGGCUUCUCCCUUUUCUUCGCCUUUGGAGAUCAGGAGAAAGACGUCAACGACGACAGAGACACCAUUAGGGCUCAAAACAAUUCAUUUCCAGCUGACAUUUUUUUCUGUUUCCCUCUUGGGAUUCUAAAGAAAUGAAUCCAAGAAAUGAAUUGUUUUGAGCUCUAACGCAACUUUUCUUCAAGAACAAGGAUGGAGGUGAAAAACAUUGGCGCGAAUCUUCGACCAAAGAGACACGAGAUCAUCUAGCAGACUAUGUAAUAGAUUACACAACAAGAUAUCUAGAAGAUCUUACGGUUUUGUCCGACGAUCCUUGCAGCCCUCCUUGCCGGGACCGAUCAUCUAAAAAUUCUGAUUCGCUGCGAUCGGCAAAGCAAAAGUCCAGAGGGCUCACCAUUGAUGUAACGACUUUACCAGACGAGUCGUCCUCUAGUGAAGCGCCGUUAUCUCCACCAAACUACUCCGACGAUCAACAUGGUAGCAGAAAUCCUGCAACCACGGCUACUCGAGGACUCAAAGAUAUGCAAGAAAGAAGUGUACUCACACUCAAGAAGUUCGCUAAGACGACUACGACUGAAGUAAGAACGUAGCUUGUCGCCCUAUCUGCACAAAGCGAAAGGAGCUAUACAUCCUUUCGCUUACACCGGCAAAUCUACAACAAGUCAUCGUUCUUCAUCUUCGUCUUGUGCCUUAGUUCUACAUGACUCACUGUCUAAACAUCAUCGGGACGCGGUUGAGGACGAUGGACAACCAAUUGAGGUGAGUCCUGUAGGUGGGUCAUCUUCAACGGGCGGGUUUGAAACUGUAGAAGAGCUCCAACUCCAAGACCAAGAUGAUAAAAAAGUUGCACAGGCGGAUAAUGACUCAGCUGGCAGUACAUCGAUGUCUACUAGACCAGCUUCGAUUGGGCCGCAUGCGUCUUUUCAGAUGCUUCACGACCCCAGCUCGGCUACUGCUUCCCAACAGGCGCAGCUCGUCGACCCUCUAGAAGCCUUCCUAAGAACCGAAAACCUGAUGAAAUUUCGCGAGGAUAGUAAAAGUUGGUGGACGAGUGUGAGUGACGCAGUACUGAAGAUGGGGAAAGCACGUCUGCGACCAACCCAAUUCGUUGUGGAUGAUGAAACGAUCAGAGAGGGAGUUAUGAACAGUUUAAGUAUGUAAGAAGAUGCUUCAUGUUUCGAUAUUGACUUGCAGUAGCACCGUUUAGUUAAAACGAAAAUUAUUUCAUCAAUUAAAGAAAAAAUUUAUCACUACUUGUUGUGCGCAAUAAUCUUAGCAGACGAUGCAGCCGCGAACUGGCUUACUCGUCCCACCUUUUCCGUCUCUGCCACGUGCGGCUUGAAGGAACAGGUCUUUCUGCACGUAGCCAUGCUUCUAUUUCAAAGUGCAUCUUUUUUCCAUACCCUCCCUGUGUUCCACCUUUCCGCUCCCUAUUGUUGAGGCACUUUGUUGAGUUCGGUCCAUCGGUUGUUGUCUCUACUCCGCCUACUGUAGCGUGAGGAGUCGCGAUGAGAGCAUCUCAGUCUCUCUAUUCAAUUCACUGCGCCUCCUCUUCUUCAUCCAAGAUUCGACCUAUUUGUGUCUAUCCUUGUUAGUUUUUCUGUGGCAAUUAAGUUGAUCAAAUCAUUGAUCAACUAUGAUGAUCUCAUCAAUUGCUCUAAACUUCGUUCCACCUUUUUCGGACAUGCGAAUACGAACCCGGCAACCACCAGUAUGGACCAGCUGUCAUAUGUGCAAACAAGUCCCGCCCCAGCUGAGCAGCAGAAUCCAUUUAUGCUAUUGAUGGGAUUGGCCGCAGGAGCUGGACACGUAACUCCCGCACCUUGGGGAGAUCCAUUUCACACCGUGGAAAUCAGGACAAAUUCGAUUCCAUUUGCCGGCAUGCCGGAUCUAGGGACGGGUGGCAGCGUAGGGUCUACUUUCCCUGGGGUUGAUAUCCCGCCAAUGGUUUUAUGGUGGAUGGAAAUUUUCGUUGGUACUAAGGAAGAUGUCUACUAGUUUUACUUGUCUAAAUCAUGGUCACCCUCUUCAGGGAUGAAGUGAAGAUCUUCUUUCUCUUGUCUAAAUCUUCACGGUCAGGGACUCCGUCGAGGAGGAGGAGGAGGAGCAUCAUCCCUUCGGAAACAAGAUGAUGACGGACGAGAACAAGGUGGACUUAGCGGGUCUACAACAGAUUCGCUUCGAGUUUCAUCAGAUCGCAGGGUUUUCACCAGAAAAGAUCGAACAACAAAAAAUGAUGGUACUAGUACAACUGGUGUUAUGCAGCAACCCUCUACUAAGGCUAACUCUCGUUCCAGUGCCACAGGGACAGGUAAUUCAACAUCUUCUACCACGCCAUGUUUUGCUGGUGCAACAGGAAGCCUCUCUGUCUCUUCGGGAGAUAGACAAGAGAUAGAGAAGACAGGGCGAUCCACUUCUUGGCGAGCCCUCACUGUCCCAGAGGUGAUAGAUGAAGUGCAAGCGCUGUUGGUCGAAGUGAUCUCUGAAUACGAGGGACGAGGGCAACGAGAACAGCAUCAAGAAGCGACCCAUCUUCAAGGUCGUGUAGCUGCUCUACCACGUCAAGAAGAAGCUAUUGCAAAUAGAACCACUACAAGAAAUUGCUUCAUGAGUAAAGCAAGGAAAAGUCGACAAAAAAGUAGAACGAGCGCAGCACAACAAACCGGACAAAAUACCGGAAGAGGGGGUAAACUCGGUUUAGUUCUGAAACGUCGUGGUGGUGGGUCUGCUGCUGCUGGUGUUCGUGCCAGUCCAACGCAAACGCGAACAGCGGAUCCAGUACAGACGCAAGAAUUUAUACAUAAAAGGCGGAUAUCGAGAUCCAGAAGCACAAGUAGAGAUCGUAGCAUUUCUGGUGCUUCUCUACAACCUCUUCAGGAGGCACAGCAGGCACGUGAGUAUCCUAAGGCACGUGAGCAUCCACCGCGUAACUCUUCACAGCCAUCACAUGGAAGAAACGCCAAUCCGGGUCCAGGUGAGAUUUGUAUCGAAGUACAAAGCAACACUCUCCCUGUGCAGCAUGACGCUAAUACCUGUGGCAUCUGGGUGCUGCAUUACUUGCUUUAUGAGGUGAGCGUACAUGUGAGUCCACUUCCACCUACAAGCUUGAUCUUUUAAAUUCUGCUGAGAUCAUUACUCUGUCUUCCAGUAAUUACUUUACCAAAGAGAGUCUACAACGAACUCUUCUAUUUCAACACUCUAAUUCCCACACCGCAACCGUGCAGAAAGUUUUGACGCAUACAUGGCAGCUCUUCUACGCCAAACAGUGAGAGUCCGGAUGGAUGCCUGCACGCAGUAUAUCCGAUAUUCGUUGUUCUCGAACUUUGAGGUCUUGUCACAGGAUGCUGUCACACCAGGAGAACAGCUCACCGACACUGGUGGUGGGCAGGCUAUGAGUCAGUUAAGAUCAGACAAGAUAUGUGGAUGUGCACCAGGAGCAGAAGAAUAUGUGUAGCCGGUUAAUGUUGUUUCCAUUAAGAAAUAUGUACUGCCGGCGCAACAAAUGUGACUUCAUGAUCUUCCCUACAUGUACUUAUCUGUAUCGCGGCGUCUACUACGUCGGAGAGUCGCCUCCUCUUCUAAUCCUCAGCGACAGUGUCCUGCUUUCCGCAUCCGUCGACGCAAACGAGGAGAGCGACUUUAUUCAUGCCUUGAACAGUGGCUUUAUCGAGGCCUGGCGUGCGGAGCUGGCAGAUGCCCUUCUGGAAGAAAGACGAGAGAAUGAAUGUGACUGACACUUCCGAGACUGUGGCUCCUGACUGCUACUUCCGUGUAUAAUUUUUGUGUUUCAUUAUUCGAUGUAAUGAAGGCAUUUACUUACACAACCUUUUUUAUCGCUGUCUUGUCCUCGAAUAAUUUUUCAAAAAAAUGUGCCUGCAGCCACAAGAACGAAAGCGCAAAGCCAAAGAUUUUUUUUGCUGGAUAGAGAGAGUGAAAUUGUUUUUACUUAGUACCAAGAAAAGCAAUUGCAAUACUCACUACAAACAAUGCUAGCACUCCACCAAACAGACCAGAACGAUCCCAAAUGAUGCUAUCCGUAUGCAGAUGAGCCUCCGCAUGAUCGAAGCCAAGUUCAUUCACCAUCUCAAGCAAAGGUUAGCACAUUAUUUCCCUGUUGUGAAUAUAGAAACAUUAACAUCAAGCCAAAUGUUUUAAAUUUUGUUGACUGCAAAAUUCGCCGAGCACAACAUGCUGCGCAUAUGAAUGGACUGUAAUCACGACAGUUAGUGCCAAC